CUCCCCAAAUCAAGAUCCUCAAUUUAUUUCCUCAUCUUUCUUCUCAAACCAAACCAAAUGAAGAACACUAUCAGAUGUUGCAUAUCAUGCAUUCUCCCAUGUGGAUCCCUAGACGUGAUCAGAAUCGUUCAUUCAAACGGUAAAGUUGAAGAAAUAACCGGCAAUCAUGUCCGGGCAGCCGACAUAAUCAAAUCCUACCCCAACCACGUGCUCAAAAAACCUAAUUCUUCAUCGUCCGAUCAAAUCGAUGUUUGUGGGACCCAACCGAAGAUUGUAAUCGUCCCACCCGCCGCCGAGCUCCGGCGAGGAAACAUAUACUUUCUAAUUCCGGUACCGCCGGUUGUCUCUGAAAAGACAGCUCCUCGCCGGACUACGACGAGGAAGAAGAAGAAAAAAGCCGCCGGUGAUCAAAACAAUACCGGUUCAUGUGAUGUAUCGACGGCGGACCGGUAUUUGACCGAUAUUACGUCGGAGAAACUCUCUGUUAAACGAAGGGGACGUGCCGGCGUUUGGAGGCCUCAUUUGGAAAGCAUAACGGAGACGGCGACUGAUAUAUGUUGAAGGGUUUUUAUUAAGUUUUUUUUUUUAUCUUUCUUGAUUGUGUUUUUGUUUUUAUUUUGUCAUAAAUAAAUAAAUAGUGUUUUUUUAGUUAUA
Molecule: messenger RNA, 654 nt
Organism: Impatiens glandulifera
Lineage: Eukaryota; Viridiplantae; Streptophyta; Magnoliopsida; Ericales; Balsaminaceae
Exons: 1
Coding region: 58-561 (167 amino acids)
Source: RefSeq, a predicted model, not a curated record